AUGAAGAAGGGAAAAGGUGGAGAGAAACAUGAGUAUCAAAAGAGUGCACAGGUAGCACCAGAUCACUAUAACGAUAGCGAAGGGGUUAUUGCCAAUGGCAGCUGCCACGAAGCCGACAAUGCUUCACACACUUCAGAAGACUUCGAUUGGGAGAAGCCGCCAGCCUACGAGUUUCGCGGGUCUGGUCCAAACAUCGAGACGAGUGUUGUUGCUCAAGAUGAUGGGAGAGUUGCCAUAAAUUUCAUCGCCACUGAGAAGCUACCCAUUCCAAUUCCAGCAAAGCCAAAUUCUUAUACCCCACCCAAUAUUACUAACUCAAAGUCACCGUUUUUGAACAUCGUGAUUCAAAUCGUCGGUAGCAGAGGCGACAUUCAACCAUUCAUUGCCUUGGGAAGCGCGUUACGAACAGCAGGGCAUCGUGUGAGAAUUGCAACGCACGAUGUUUUCCAAGAUUUCGUUAAAGCGACCGGGUUAGAAUUUUUCCCUAUCGGUGGAGAUCCGGCAUCCCUUAUGGCCUACAUGGUUAAAAAUCCAGGAAUAAUCCCAAAAUUCGAAACAUUCAUGAGCGACGUGUGCGGUUUCUUCUUUAGAGGAGAACCAGAUUAUACCCCUGAUGCGGAACUAGACAAUUUCUUGAGAAGUGGUCCACCGCCUGUAUAUAUUGGCUUCGGUAGCAUUGUUCUUGACAGCCCAGAGAAGUUGACUAAUAUCUUGAUCGAAGCUGUUCGAGCUUGCGGGACAAGAGCAAUUAUCUCCCGUGGUUGGAAAUGGCUGUUCAAGCACGUAUCUUGCGUUGUACAUCACGGUGGUGCUGGGACCACGGCAUGCGGUCUUCUCAACGGACGCCCAACAGCCAUUGUUCCGUUCUUUGGCGACCAAGCAUUCUGGGGACAAAUGAUCGCCGCAGCAGGUGCAGGACCACUUCCUAUCCAUCACAAAUCUCUCAACCAAGGCAAUCUCACAGAAGCUAUUCAGUACUGUUUAACAACCGCAGCAAUGAGCGCAGCCGUAGAAAUCUCACAGAGGAUGAGACAAGAAAGUGGUGUUCAGAGGGCGGUACAAUCCUUCCACACAAAUCUUUCAGUAGAUACCCUCCGCUGCGACAUCCUUCUCAAUCAAGCUGCUGUAUGGCAAUACAGUAGUAAGAGUAAGAACGGACCAAAAAAGACCAUCAAACUAUCCGAUGAAGCUGCUUUCAUACUUGUAGAGCACAAGAAAAUCGACCCAAAGCUUUUGAAGCUGUACCAACCUAAACCAAUCUCGAUCGAAAAUUUUCGCUGGGAUCCAGUAUCAGCCGGGACCCAGGUUCUUCUCAGCACUAUGACCGACUUCACCAUUGGCUUCAGCGAGAUCUUCACCGGGCCCGCGAAUGCCUUUCGAAGCAAAGAAAACGGCGGGGGCGGUAGGGAAGCAGCUAAGACUUUUGGGAAGGGGUUUGGAAAGAUGGUGGGUGUUGUUCCAAAAGCUACACUGGUGGAUUUUCCGUUGGCUUUGACGGAGGGUCUGCAUCACAUGCCUAGGUUGUAUGGUGAUGAGGUAAGGGGUCAUGGCAAGGUUAAGGAUUGGAAAAGUGGUGGUGUUGUAGCUGGAAAGAAUUUCGGCUACGGAUUCAUGGACGGUCUGUCUGGUACAAUCACCAAGCCCUACAAAGGUGCUAAAGAAGGCGGCUGGGCCGGUUUUGGAAAGGGAGUGGCGAAAGGAGCAAUGGGGCUAGUCACUGGACCUGCAUCAGGCAUGUUUGGUCUCCUUGCGUAUCCCUUUCUAGGAAUGUAUAAAUCCAUUGCUACGUCUUCGCUGUCGCGCACUGAGAAGAAGAUUAUACUUGCGAGACAAGUGUAUGGGAGUUAUAUGGCGAGGGAGAGGGAGAGAAAGAAUGAGAGAGGGGGUGAUGGCGGGGAGGGGAUGGUGCUGGCGGGGUGGGAGAGGUUGAAAAUUAGUGAUUCCAAAUUGCACAUGAAUGAGAGAGUAUGA
This is a messenger RNA of Sclerotinia sclerotiorum 1980 UF-70, 1971 nucleotides long. RefSeq lists its product as hypothetical. The coding region runs from base 1 to 1971 and encodes 656 amino acids. Gene Ontology annotation, molecular function: UDP-glycosyltransferase activity; hexosyltransferase activity. The transcript is spliced from 10 exons. Gene Ontology annotation, biological process: carbohydrate metabolic process. Lineage: Eukaryota; Fungi; Ascomycota; Leotiomycetes; Helotiales; Sclerotiniaceae. The record is from RefSeq and is a predicted model, not a curated record.